AUGAAUCUUUUCAAAGAGAUCCUGCCUGGAAUCAGAGAAAUUCUCUCCAGUGCCACAACUUCUGAUGUCCAUGCAUUGCUCAGCUGCAUGUUGGAGAAAGAUGUUAUAUCCAAGGAAUACCAUCAGACCUUACUCCAGGAAAAAGACAGAGAAGACCUAGCAAGGAAGAUAUCUCUAACACUUGUGGAUAAAUGGGACUUGUGUUUGAACACCUUAGUUCCUCUCCGUUGUUUAAAACUGUACACUAAGAUGCCACAAGACAUCACAGAUAAUGAGUCAUCUCUGGACAGGGGUAUAGCUGCUAGCAAAAGACAAACCAUGGAUUCGGCAGUUUUGACGGAAAAUAGCUUUCUUGAUUUGCUGCACAGCAAUAUUGAUCCAUUGCAUCUAUACAGCCUCUUGGAUACAAGGUUAUCCGAUGAAGAUGAAGAAAGAGAACUUUCAACAGACCCUGAAAUUGAUACCAUCAACCAUGAUCAGUUCAGCAAUUUGGAUGUCUUUUACACAAUGGAAAGCAAUGAAAGUGUGGAAGAAUCUAUUUUUUCAAAUGCAGGGGAAGCUUAUUCUAGAAUAGCUGGAUUAGCAGAAUAUGUGCUCAAAGAUCAGCAGGAGAGACAGAUGGAAGACAUUUUUGGAAAACUCAUUUUAGAUGAAAUGGCCAAUGAAACUACAGAGGGUUUUACAGAGAUGAAGAAGCAAAAAUGUCAGAAACGAUCAUUCGUGAGCACUGCAGAGAGUUACUCUGAUGCUUCCAAGCCCAAAUGCAGGAGACCGGAUGCAGCAAAGAGGGUGACAGAACAAGUAUGUACAGAAGGCAGCAGAGCUGUUGGGGAUGUAAGACCUAGCUGCCUGAAAAGAGUGGAGUCCCCCGGGUCUACAGUGAAUGGCAGUUUUGUAGCGGAGCCUCUGAACAGCUCUCCAGCUAACUCCACCUCUUUGUCUCACCUGCACAUGCAGUUUUCUGUUACCAGUAUACAUCCAACUGGAAAAAAUGUUGUGAUGCCCGUGUCUUCUGGAAAUUCCAACCCAGACUGUCUGCUUGUUGGUGCUAAAGGGAUCCAAAUGAUAUCCGGCUUUGCAGUUCUUCCUCAGCAGAUAAUUAAUUUGCCGAUAGGGAAUGGUGCAUCCAAUAUUAUAAUAUAUCCAGUGUCCUCCUCCCCCACUGAAACAUUACAGAUAUCACCAGCUUUCUCCACAACCCUGGCUGCUCAAGUGGACUUGGCUGUCCAAAGCAUUUUGGGGUCUCCUGACAAAAACACCUCCAUUGGCCCAUUUGCUUAUAUGCCAGAGACUGCAGCUGUGACUGAUCUUACAGAUGAAGAAGAAAUGUCCAAUGAGAUAUCACAAAUUCCUGUUGUUCCUUCUGAACAAAUUCGCAAAAGACCAAAGCCAGUGGAAGCUUUCUGCACAUCACUUAAGGAUUAUUUUCAAGAUGUGUGCAAGUUCAUGGCCAUGGACCGUGAAGUAACCCUUGAUCACCUUUACAUUGAUGGGGCUCUCAUGCAAGGUCAAACUGAAACAAAGAGUGGCAAAAAUGUCAUCAAGGUGAUGGAGAAGGAGCUGGUAAUAUACAAUUUAGAAGAGAAGGAAAAAGCAGCUAUAGAAAGAAGCCAAAUAUUUCAAGUCCUAGGAGGGAAAGAACUAGAGACCAAAGUCAUUGUGGUGUUGGGAAAGGCAGGAAUGGGUAAAAGCAUUCUUGUUCAAAAGAUCUGCCAAGACUGGUCUAAUGGAAAGUUUUCUCAGUUUGAAUUUGUCUUUUGGUUUGAGUGUAGACGACUGAGCCUGCCUGAGAAACAAUACAGCUUGAAGGACCUGCUUCUUGAGCUCUUUGUCAAACCUCGAGAGGGAAGCGAUGAAGUCUUUGAAUACAUACUGCAAAAUCCCAGCAAAGUCCUCCUCAUCUUCGACGGUUUCGAAGAGUUGCAGGAUCAUGAUGGCUUUACACAUUACCCAGACUGUCAGUCUUACAAGGAGCUGUACAGCAUCAGGGAGCUAUUUGCAGGGCUCUUCCAGAAGAAGAUUCUCAGUGGCUGUACUUUAUUGCUAACAGCAAGACCCAAGGACAAAUUUAAUCAGUAUUUAUCCAAAGUGGACAAGAUUAUCGAAAUGAUAGGGUUCUCUCCACAGCAGGUAGAAUUAUACAUAGCCAGAUAUUUUGAAGGGCUACCGUACAGUGAUGACGCAGUGAAAUUAAUCACAAAUUGUCAAUAUCUGUUCAGUCACUGCUACAGUCCCGUCAUGUGUAGAUUCAUUUGUUUUCUAUGUGAAAUGAUGUUUGAAAUGGGAGACAAAGACCUGCCUCCAACACUUACCAGCCUCUUUGUAAAAUACCUUCAGCAAAAGCUGAUACCUACACAAACAGAUGCGACAGCCAUAGGAAAUCAACAGCACGUUACCAGGCUAGCUCAGUUAGCCUGGUAUCUUGGAGAAAAGAAUCAAAAUGCCCUGAAGAGCAGUCUUUUUCCCUCUAAAGAAGUUAAGGAGUUUGCUCUGAAAUAUGGCUUAGUACUGCCAUUUACGUUCCCAAAACAUUCAGGAAAUGGGGAGGAAGAAUUUGGAAGUGCGUUCUCAGACUUCGUUAUCCAAAAUUUUCUGAGUGCGCUUCAUCUGUUGCUCUCAGAAGACAUCAAGGAUAAAAGCCUCACAAAGUACCUUUCCCUACCAGCCAGGAAGAAAAAGCCUCAUAAUUGGUUAGACCUGGUGCCUCGAUUCUUGCCUGGGUUAUUGUACCUCCGGCAUGAUCCAUUCCUCUGCUCUCUUUCAGAUGAGCAUGUAAUGAAAAUGAUAACCAAGAAGCAGAAAACGCUCUUAAAAUAUAUUAAAAAAAUACAGAUAAGUGAUCUCUAUCCAGAAAAACUACUUGAGCUGCUCCACUGUGUUUAUGAAACACAGGACAGCUACCUUUUGCAGCAUGUGGCUUUAAGGAUCAAGGCUGAACUUUCUUUUCUGGGCACUCUUCUUACACCCCCUGAUGUCUAUGUUCUGCAUUUUAUUUUAAAAAGAUCCCCAAAGGAGUUUUCCUUGGAUUUGCGGAACAGCGGCAUUAACCUACAAGGGCUGAAACACCUGGUUGGCCUAAAGAAUGUGACAUCAUUCAGGACCUCCCUUAGUGACACAGUCAGGCUGUGGGAGUCCUUAGAGCAAACAAAGGAAUAUGAGCUGCUGAAGAUUUCAGUUGAGAAAUUUGAUAUUGAUCCCUUUAAGGCAGAAACUAUGAAGGACAUCCGUGACCUUUCUGACCUUGUACAGAUACAAGAGAAAAUGACCCACUGCAUUGAAGAGGCAUUUGGCUGCAAUAUUAAUGAAAUUCCUGCUAUCAAAAACCUCAGAAAACUAGAAUUUGCACUGGGUCCAACCUGUGGCCUUCAGGGAUUCUUAAAGCUUGUUGAAAUUCUUGCAGCAUUUCCAUCUCUCCAACACUUAGA
Messenger RNA from Chelonoidis abingdonii (Abingdon island giant tortoise), 3425 nucleotides. The record is from RefSeq and is a predicted model, not a curated record. Lineage: Eukaryota; Metazoa; Chordata; Testudines; Testudinidae.